Molecule: messenger RNA, 3160 nt
Organism: Tribolium madens (black flour beetle)
Lineage: Eukaryota; Metazoa; Arthropoda; Insecta; Coleoptera; Tenebrionidae
Product: hexosaminidase D-like
Exons: 2
Coding region: 465-2345 (626 amino acids)
Biological process (GO): regulation of DNA-templated transcription; carbohydrate metabolic process
Molecular function (GO): hexosaminidase activity; DNA-binding transcription factor activity; sequence-specific DNA binding
Source: RefSeq, a predicted model, not a curated record
UUAUUUUGUCAACAGCAGUUAUUAACAUUCUAAAAAUUAUUUGCAAUAAUAUAAAAGUGGUCAUUAUUCCAUAACGUCAAUGAUUUCGUGUGUUUAUAUUUACAUCGUUUAUAUUUAUUUAAAAAAAAAUAAUUAAUCCGCUUUUUUUCUUUGGAGUGGCACUCAUGGCACUCCAAAUGUCAAAUUUCAUGGAACUGUCAAUAGAGAUUUAUGUGGAAGUGGGGAGUAAAUAAAAUUAAAAAAGUUACUCGAAAAAUAAACAUUGUGUAAUGUGUUUCCACGAGUAGCCCCAGUGUACAAUAUGAGAUACCGCAAAUAAUUCAUAAAUACCGUGACCCUUUUAUUAAAAUGUAGGAGAACCCAAUUAAUUUUCCAUGCAUAAACUUCACCUCAGACUUCAGAUGGGACAAGUUGUGGGUGUUGUUUGGAAAGUUUGAAGAGAAAUGUGAACUCCUAACUUAAAAAUGAAUAGUUACGUGCAACAUUUAGGCUUAACAGCUUGGCGGAAAAAAUCAGCAUUAUUGAUAGCAAUAGGAUUGCUUUCAAUAAUAAUAUUUGGGUUGCAGUUUUCACGAAUAAGUGAUAAACCGUCUCUAAAGGAAGAUAAUGGAAGUCCUCACAUGAUAGUUGCUGAGCCGUUGAUUCAAAGUAAUGUCAAAUUUGUGGAAAAUAACCAAAAACCAAAUGCAGCAAAGGUUGAGACGGCUGAACCAAAUUUUGGUGAUUUUACAAAUUUAGAACAACCUAGUCGUGACGAAAUUGCACGGAGACGUCCAUCUGUUUCUGCUUUAGAAACAGAACAACAAUUAGGAAUACCCUAUGUUAACCUAAACGUGAAUAAUCCAUACAUUCCCAAAAAACGUAUAGUUCACUUGGAUUUAAAAGGGGCCCCACCUCUAGUCAGUUUUUUAAAGAAGUUUUUCCCUUUGAUACGUAACAUGGGGGCCACGGGAAUUUUAUUAGAAUAUGAGGAUAUGUUCCCUUAUUCAGGAAUCUUGAAAAACAUUUCAGCGCAAAACGCAUACACUCCUGCCCAAAUCACCGAAAUCUUAGACUUAGCUGAGCAAUUCCAACUGGAAGUCAUCCCUCUAGUCCAAACAUUUGGCCACAUGGAGUUUGCUUUGAAACACCUUGAGUUGGCAAAACUGCGCGAAGUCCCAGGAAGUCCYCAGGCUCUAUGCCCCAGCAGGAACAGYUCAUUAGACUUCAUCAGCGAAAUGGUGGACCAAAUAAUGUCACUCCACCCCAAGAUCAAGUAUCUACAUAUCGGCUGUGAUGAAGUUUUCCAAAUGGGUGAAUGUGAAAUUUGUCGAAUGGAACUCCAGGAAACUCUUUUCCUCAAACACGUCCAAAACGUAUCGAAAAUAAUCCGCAAGAAACACCCCAAAUUGCGGCUUAUUAUCUGGGACGACAUGUUGCGCCAUUUAUCCCAGCAAAGCAUGCUUGAUGUGAAUUUAGGGAGCUUGGUUGAGCCCAUGGUGUGGGUGUACGCUGAAGAUGUGUACCGGUUUGUGCAGCCCCCCGUUUGGGACAAAUACGGGGCUGUGUUUAAAACAGCGUGGGCGGCGUCGGCGUUCAAGGGGGCGUUUGGUGAGACUUUAUUCGUACCUGAUUCAAAACGUCAUUUGGAGAAUAAUUUGAGAUGGUUAGAGGUGAUGUCGCAGCAGAAUAAGAUUUUUAAGAGAGGAUUCUCGGGGUUGGUUUUGACGGGUUGGCAACGCUACGACCAUUUUGCCGUUUUGUGUGAGUUAUUACCGGCUGGYAUACCCUCACUGGGUCUUAGUUURGUGGCCACCACUUAYGGUUAUUUCAAUUCGAGUCUCAAAAAUAAGUUUUUGACUAGUUUGACRUGUCCGCAGCAUAAUUCAGGUCGGAAUCUGCCGUUUAUUAAUUUAGACGCAGAUCCAUUUCUUUGGGAUAAGUUGGGACGUUGUAUGUUCCCCGGAAGUCCGUUUUUUAGACUUACUUAUAGAUUACAUACGAUGGAAAGUGAGGUUGAUGAAUAUUUAAAGUCGACGAAGAGRUAUAAAGGUUGGAUGACUGACUAUAAURUUAGACAUAAUUACAGUUUGCCGUUGAGAGUUGAUGAAUUAGUCGGUGAUUUACCAAGAAUUUAUCAUGGAACCACUUCUCUAGUCAGGUCGGCUGUCGAUGCAAUGGUCGAUGUUUUUGAUAAUUAUACAAUAAGUGAAUGGAUCGAACAAAAAAUAUAUCCAUACAUAAUCCAGUUGGAAAAAAUACAAAACCAAAGUAUUGCGUUGAAAAGUGUCAAUCAAUGGCCAGCUAGGCCUUUGCCCCCGUUAAGGGAUUUACAAAGGUUGGGCGUGCCUUUACCUACAAACUAAUUGUUGAAAUUGUGUUCAUUUUGUGUGUUUCAUUUGAUAUUUGAAACUUGAUGGAAAACAAUUUAUAAUACUCAUUAUGUACAAAUUUUAUUGCCACUACUGGCAAAUUUUUUCUAUUCAUUUUGAAAUCCGUGUUUUUUCCGACUUAUAAGAUAAGAAAUCAAACCGCAUAAAUGUAAAUAUAUAUAGUACUUAGUUGAAAUUGUACUUAGAAUUAACAAUUUUUAUUAAAAGUGCAACAGUAAUUAAUUAACAUAAACGCACAUACACAAGACGUAUUUAUAAAACACUUAAACUUCUUGUAGUUUUAUUUAGCGAAAAAGUUUGAUAAUUCUCCAGAUGUUUAAUCGCCGACGAACAAAUGAUAAAAUAAAGGCAAUUUAAUGUACUUCUAGCAUUUUUCUGUCAAAGAAAUCGUUUUGUUUUUUUUUUUUCAACAUAUUUGCUCAUUUGAAACUCAUUGGAUUUUUUUUAAUGAUUUGGUGCCUUCCAUGAUCAUGGCCACUCAUUUUUAUAACAAACACUACGUUAUGGUAAAUUGCGAAACUGCACGAAAGCCAAGUCAAUAAAAUAAAUCUUGAGUCAUUCUUAAUGACGUUAUAUGAGAUUGUAAGGGAURUGUGUAAUUAUGAACCCUAGCCCUGAUUUACCUAAUCGUUAUCUAUUGUUUGAAAUUUUAAGAUGUUAUUUGUUGAAAACACAAUUUUGGUGAUAUUAUUUUAUGUUAAAAUUUUAUAAUAGAUCUGAUGUUGAACGAAUGUUAGUUACGAAAUGAUCAGAAUGUGUAACAGAAAAUAAUAAAGCUUUAGAACGUC